Messenger RNA from Opisthorchis viverrini, 358 nucleotides. RefSeq lists its product as hypothetical. NCBI's taxonomy places the organism in Eukaryota, Metazoa, Platyhelminthes, Trematoda, Opisthorchiida, Opisthorchiidae. The annotation marks the transcript as partial. The record is from RefSeq and is a predicted model, not a curated record. The transcript has 4 exons.
AUGAAGUUCACCACAGAUGGCGAUUACGAUACUCUCGGUGGAUUCACUGGCUACAAUUAUUACGGAAAGUUAUGGUUCGGCUUCGGAAAAAAGAUUAAAAAGUUUAAAAAAUGUUCAAAGCUUCUGAAGUUCAUGAGGAGUCAUUUAACGUACGGAUUGCUUCCGACAGUGCAUUUUGGGAGAAGCACUGCUGUGAGGAUUAAACGUGAGAAGCACACAACCCUUGUAGAGGACGCCCCAGCUUUUCGGCAAGCGCAAUACGGAUCGCUCAAAGAGCUCACUAUUAGCGAAUGUUCAGCAGAACCAUGCACGUUGAGAAAGGGCCAAAGGAUAAGUCUGAAAAUGAAGUUCACCACAG